Cricetulus griseus (Chinese hamster) is the source of this 1225-nucleotide messenger RNA. The record is from RefSeq and is a predicted model, not a curated record. Lineage: Eukaryota; Metazoa; Chordata; Mammalia; Rodentia; Cricetidae.
AUGGGAUACCCAUGCUUCAGCCCAGGUGGCAAAGUCUGCGAGGAAAAGCUGAAAGCAAGGGCUUCUGAAAAGCAACCUUCCCACUACGCCUUUGAUCAGCUGAGCCCAGGAACUGCGCGUCCCGGCCCAGAGGCGCUGCCCAACGGGCCCCCGCAGUCCGGCCGGCCCUCACUUGGUGGCUCUGGAGACUUCUACGACGUUGCUUUCAAGGUCAUGCUGGUGGGGGAUUCCGGUGUGGGGAAGACCUGCCUGCUUGUGCGCUUCAAGGAUGGGGCUUUCCUGGCUGGUACCUUCAUUUCCACUGUGGGCAUCGACUUCCGGAAUAAAGUUCUGGAUGUGGAUGGCAUGAAAGUGAAGCUGCAGAUCUGGGACACAGCAGGUCAGGAGCGGUUCCGAAGUGUCACCCACGCCUACUACCGGGAUGCUCAUGCACUGUUGCUACUCUAUGACAUCACCAACAAGGACUCCUUCGACAACAUUCAGGCCUGGUUGACAGAGAUCCAGGAGUAUGCCCAGCAGGACGUGGUGCUCAUGCUGCUGGGGAACAAGGUCGACUCUACCCAAGAACGUGUGGUAAAGAGGGAAGAUGGGGAGAAACUAGCUAAGGAAUAUGGGCUGCCUUUCAUGGAAACCAGCGCAAAGACUGGCCUCAACGUGGACUUGGCUUUCACUGCCAUAGCAAAGGAGCUGAAACAUCGAUCCAUAAAGGCUCCCAGCCAGCCGCACUUCAGACUGCACGACUAUGUCAAGAAGGAGGGUCAAGGGGUUUCUUGCUGUCGUCUCUGAACCUGGCUGAUCUCAGUUCCACUCUUGAAGAAACAACCCUCCCUUGGACAGUUGUACCCGAAGUCUGUGAUCCAGUGGAUGCUCCUGGUGUGCCCAGGACUCUAGAGGCCAAAUGCCAUCACCCCUUUUGCCCCAGAGGCCAUAACAGAAGUGGUUUUGAAGCAUAUAAAACAUGUCAUGGCACUUUGCUGCCCUCUCCUGGGCAUUUGUAGCUCAGGACAUCAUAGAGCCCAGCUGGUAUCCCACCCAGCAGCCUGCUUCCAGCCCACUCACUGUGAGGCUUAGAGGAAACUAGCAGGUAGUGAGAUCACCAAAAUAAAUGUCGGGACACUACAAACAAGUCACCACCCAGCAGGCUGCCCCAGUCCUUUCCACGUUGUGUUCUCAAACCACAAUUUGAGUAAAAACCUGUCCUCAAAAGUCCCUAUUAAUAAAGAUG